AUGACACAGGCAAAUAUGAGCAGCAGGUGGCCUCUUCAGGGCAUGACGGCUCUUGUUACCCGUGGAACCAGAGGCAUCGGGUAUGCUAUUGUGGAGGAGUUGGCACAGCUAGGGGCUAGUGUACAUACUUGCUCAAGGACUGAGUCUGAACUUAAGGAAUGCUUGCAACAAUGGACAGCCAAGGGAUUUCAAGCUACUGGUUCAGUUUGUGACAUAGUGUCCCCUGCACAAAGACAAGACAUCAUAACUAAGGUCUCCUCUAUAUUUCAUGGCAAACUCAAUAUCCUUGUAAACAACGUGGGAACAAAUAUAAGGAAACAAACAUUGGAAUAUACGGCAGAAGAUUUCUCAUUUUUUAUUAGCACAAAUCUAGAAUCUGCUUACCACUUGAGCCAACUUGCACAUCCUCUUCUAAAAGCUCCAGAAGCUGCAAGCAUUGUUUUCUUAUCCUUCAUUGCUGGUGUGUCAGCUUUAAGAGAUAUAUCCAUAUAUGGUGCAACAAAAGGAGAAAUAAACCAACUAACCAGGAACUUGGUAUGUGAGUGGGCAAAAGACAAUAUUAGGACUAAUUGCGCUACACCAGGUGCCACUAAAACAUCUCGUGCCAAUCAAGCUCUUAAGGAUAAAAAGCUUCUUGAGGAUUUCAUUACAAGAACCCCUUUGCAAAUGAUUGGGGAGCCAAGCGAGGUAUCUUCCAUGGCGGCAUUCCUUGGCUUACCAGCAGCCUCCUACAUAACAGGACAGAUUAUUUGUGUUGAUGGAGGAUUCAGAGCGUUUGGUUUGUGAAUUUUUGAGCAGCCAUUAAUUAAUUUGAAAC
This is a messenger RNA of Neltuma alba, 817 nucleotides long. Its product is annotated as tropinone reductase homolog At5g06060-like. The record is from RefSeq and is a predicted model, not a curated record. The transcript has 5 exons. The coding region runs from base 1 to 786 and encodes 261 amino acids. NCBI's taxonomy places the organism in Eukaryota, Viridiplantae, Streptophyta, Magnoliopsida, Fabales, Fabaceae. Gene Ontology annotation, molecular function: oxidoreductase activity.